CUUGCCUCAGUGGUCCUUCGGGUCAUGCAUCCAGAGAUGUAUUGGGCGUUGGUUGCCAUGCACAUCAAUCUCGGUCAAUGGGCCUUUGAAAACAAUCUCAGUGACAUUUAUACUCAUCUCCAGCUUUGGGCCUCAGUCUUCAACUGCGCAUCCAUCAUAUGCAACAGGCAAUGUCCCCUUCACCAGGAUCCAAGAUUGGCUCCAGAGGGGUUUGACCUCAUGACCAGUGUUGGCAAUUACUCCGAUGACCUCAUGACCCUUUCCAGCCUCAGAAUUCAGCUGCAAUAUAACUCUGGUUCUAUGGUCACCUGCUCCAGACAUAUCAUCAGGCAUGGAUUCAUGUUCACUGGUGAUUGCAUCAUCUGGGCAUGGUUCAUGUGUGAUAGCCUUCAC
This is a messenger RNA of Suillus subaureus, 393 nucleotides long. RefSeq lists its product as uncharacterized. The transcript has a single exon. The annotation marks the transcript as partial. NCBI's taxonomy places the organism in Eukaryota, Fungi, Basidiomycota, Agaricomycetes, Boletales, Suillaceae. The record is from RefSeq and is a predicted model, not a curated record.